Messenger RNA from Mercenaria mercenaria, 3152 nucleotides. RefSeq lists its product as uncharacterized. The record is from RefSeq and is a predicted model, not a curated record. The coding region runs from base 88 to 2913 and encodes 941 amino acids. The transcript has 10 exons. NCBI's taxonomy places the organism in Eukaryota, Metazoa, Mollusca, Bivalvia, Venerida, Veneridae.
GUAAAAAUAUAAUACGCACCGCUUUGGCUGCAUAUAUUUUUUAUUAAUUUGCAAAUUAUUAAGUUUGCUUUCGUUUAAAGAAUCAGGAUGGCAGAAGGCUUUGGUGGAGCAAAACCAAAAACAAGAACUGCAGAGAGGAGUAACGCCAGUGCUAAGCGGACAAGGGGAGAUAAUUCUAGUCAGAUUUAUCCAGUGGGAGACAUGAAUGGCCCGUCAAGAAGCCAUGGUAUAUCCACAGAGACCUGUUUUAAUAAUAAUACCAGUCAAUUGAACGGCCUGACAAAUGUAACAGAGAAUAUAAGUCUAACUAAUAAUCAUUUUCAAAGACCUGACAAAGGGGCAAAACCAAAAUUAACAAAAUCUAAAAAUGUGGAAGUAAAGGUGCCUGAAAGUGCUAGAAAUGGAAAUAUGUCUUAUGGGACAUCUUCUUCAUACAGUCAAGUGCAUGAUGAUGAUUUUGAGGAUCAUAGAUUACAAGAGUUUGGAAAGCUUUCCAGAGAAAAAGAACAAGAGUAUCUGUCUGCAAGGGAAAGAUGGAAGAAAUCUGGACUUGCAUUACGAAAAUACAUCGCAGAAAAACUUGGAUUUAAACAAGAUGACCGUGCUAAUAAAAAUCUUGAUAGUGUCAAAAGACGAGAAUCUGGGAUGAAGAGAAAGUCUGAGAGUGUUGACCUCACAAAGGGGAGGAAUAAUUUACCAAGAUCAAGGUCAGAGAAUUUAAAAGAUGAAACUGUUACACCAAGGUCAAGGUCAUUUUUGAGAUAUUUUGGAUUUGGGAAAGAAAAUAACUUGAUAAAAGCUGGUCAAAGUAGCUUAAAAACUUCAAAAAGUUUUGAAAUGUCGUCAAGUGACACUUGGCCUGAGAGUUCAACAGACACUUGUAAAUCAACUUCUGAUUGGUCAGCAGAUAACACUUUAACCAAUCAGAGUACAGAUAGAAAAAUUUGGACCAAUCAGAAAUGCCAGGGCACACAGACACAAAUUCCCACUAGCUGUAAGUGUAAUAAAGGGACAAAAACAAAAAAUACACAUGAAAGCAAACACAAAUCAAAAACACAUAAAAAUUGCAAAGCACAAAGGUCGAACAAAGACUUAAAAAAGAAAGACAGUGUAAGUUCAGAUCAAGUGAAGCAGAGAAAAGCAACACAUGCAGAUAAAUGGGUUGGACUUCUUGAUAAUGAAAUACAAACAUCAUCGGAAGGAGAGGAAGAAUUUGAAUAUGUGUUAGACCCUGAAUAUGGUGAGAUUGUAAGAAGGGCCAAAACAAGGAAGCCUCGAUGUUCUGGUGGGCAGAAAAAUGCAAGGAGUACUGAUUCAGAAAAUACUGGGUCAGAAAGAAGAAGCCAGGAAAUACGUGACUCAACUUACGAAGCAUUGCUGGGAUUACAGCACGCUAUACCAUACCUGCCAGAGAAUUUCAGAAACAGAUUACAGGCAGCUCCUAAUUCAACAGCUGAUCAAGUUCAGACAGCUCUUGCAGCCUCCAGUUCAAAUUGUCCAGGGGAGGCCACUCCUAAAGAUAAGAAGCAGAUCACACCAAGGGAGAGAACUGGAACAGGUAGUUCAGUAAAUAUACAGUCAGAAGCAGCUAAAAACAGUUUAUCAGACAAAUUUACAAGAAACAAAAGAGAAGCAAAGGAGCAAAAGAAGUCCUUGAAAGACAAAAAUGAUUGGAAGAAAAGGACUUUUAAAAGUGAAAGCAAAGCCAGUGACAGGCACAAUGACUCUUAUGAUAUGUUAGAUGAGUUGGAGAGAGAUUUGGAGAAUUCCUUAGAAGAUCCUUUUAAUGUGAGGUCAGAUUCUAGUAUAGAUCUAUGUUCCGGGUUGAUGGAUUUAGUUCGCGAGAUAGACAUUCCAUUUAUAGACGAGGAUGGUGAGACAGGGUUUGAAACUGCAGAUAGAGACAGAAGUGCUAGACAAAGAGAAAUAAGUGGAAGAUCUAAUGGUGUUAUACCAGAUAAUUGUAAUGAUAAUAGAAUAGAUUCUGAAAACAGACAUCACUAUACUGGUCAAGUUGGGGUCGGUUCAGGUGAGAAUGUAAAAAGACUGAAUGAAACUAGUUUUGAUACGUUAAAAAGUAGUUCUAGGCCAAGGGGAAGUAGGCCUGACCACUUUGUUAGCACAGGUAUUGAUACAAAUAUUGACGGGUCAACAGAGACUAGUUUUGAAGAUGAUCCAGAUUACCUAGGAAUGAGGACACUAAAUGAUAGUUUUAACAGGUUGCUAGGAGACGAUGAUACAGAUACAAGUACUGACAGUUCCACCAUAAAUAACUUUCUACAGAGAACAAGGUCAGAGGAUUCUGGGUCAAGGUCAAAGUCAUCUGAUGAUAGCAUUGAGGCUGAUGAUGAGUUUGAAUGUGAAUGUGAUCACUGUCAGUUGCUAAGGCAACACAACUAUGGCACAGAUAACCUUGACCUUUUGCCUCCAAGGUUAUAUACUGAAGAUAUGGGGUUUCCCUAUGACAUUGAACUUCACGCAGAAAGUUCAGCUUCCGGCCAAAAUGAAACUGAUUCAAACAGAGGUUUUCGGUCGGCCAUGUUUUUAGACGACUAUGAUUUUAUGCUAGACAGAUCAAGCAAUGAACUAGACUGGUUGAUAAUUGACAGCAGACCAUUGUCAUUGAUGCUAGAGGAUGUUAUACAACAGAUGUUAGCAGUACAACCGGAGCUUCUGAGUGAACAGGCUGCUCCUCCAGCACCUCAGAUAGUUAUAGAUAAUCUACCCACAAUCCCUCUCACAUCAUCUCAUAUAGUGCAACAUCCAUCUUGUCCAAUAUGUUUAUGUCUAUGUGAAAUAGAAGAGUUGAUGACAUUGUUGCCAUGCCAACACAUAUUCCACCCAAUUUGUAUACAAGCCUGGCUGGUGAAGUCAGGAACAUGUCCAGUUUGUAGAGCAAAAAUAUCCAGGUGAUAACUGCUUCUGUUAUGGAACAAACCAUCUCUGUCCUGAGACCAAAAUAACAGGUCAUGCUGGUACUACCUGAUGGGUCAAAUAGAUAUCUCCUGCUCUAUUUUUGGACCAUAAUUACUGUUCAUUUUGGUAGUAUUUUUAGAUCAAAAUUACAGUUAAUGUCAGUACUACUGUGUGGCCAUAAAUAUCUCAGCUUAUUUUGGUACACUUUGUGACCAAAUACAUCUAUUUGGCACUUC